Molecule: messenger RNA, 252 nt
Organism: Trypanosoma cruzi
Lineage: Eukaryota; Euglenozoa; Kinetoplastea; Trypanosomatida; Trypanosomatidae
Exons: 1
Coding region: 1-252 (83 amino acids)
Source: RefSeq, a predicted model, not a curated record
AUGUUUCGCGCUUCUAUACUGACACGCUCCUUUUCACAGGAGGCGUUUCAUCGCAUGAGCAAGUACAUCAAGAGUCGCAAUCCAAAUGAGAAGUAUCUGCGCACAGGCCAUAUUGUACUUGAGACCCUCAAGAGGUAUCACGCGUAUGUGUUGGCGUUAGGAAUUAUUUUGACUGUGACGUGCUACGACCAGCUGAAACACCCAGAGAAAAUACGGACACCUGUUCAUGAUGGUCGAUCACUUGUUCUUUAG